Messenger RNA from Quercus lobata, 3393 nucleotides. Its product is annotated as putative disease resistance RPP13-like protein 1. The transcript is spliced from 5 exons. Lineage: Eukaryota; Viridiplantae; Streptophyta; Magnoliopsida; Fagales; Fagaceae. The record is from RefSeq and is a predicted model, not a curated record. Bases 112 to 3393 code for a protein of 1093 amino acids. Gene Ontology annotation, molecular function: ADP binding.
CCAUUCAUUAUAUAUCUAUCACUUUGCAAGCCAUUCUCCCCUGGUUUUCUACCUAAAUUGCAAUUGCUUCCCUUUGGCUUUUUUAUUUCCUUCUUCAAGCAACAAGAGACCAUGGCUGUCUUCCUGGGACAAGCACUUGCCACUUCAAUUAUUCAGGUGGCACUUGAUAGACUGGCUUCUCAUGAGGUCAUAGACUACUGCAAGGGAAGGAAACUCAAUAAGAAAUUGCUACAAAACUUGGAGUUUGUGCUGUUAUCUGCUAAUUCAGUGCUCAUUGAUGCAGAGGAGAAGCAAUUUACAAACUCAGCUGUGAAAAAAUGGCUGGACGAGCUUAAAGAUGCUAUUUAUGUUGCAGAUGACCUUCUGGAUGAGAUUGCCACUGAAGCCUUACGAUCCAAGUCAGAAGCUAAACUCCAAACCCGCACUAAAAAGGUAUGGCGCUUUGUCUCUACUUUAUUUGACAAAAAGAUACAGUCAAAGCUAGAAAACGUUCUAGGUGUAUUACAAAUACUCAUAGAACAAAAGAAGGUCCAUAAUCUGAUAGAAGUUGCCGGUGGAGUACCACUACCACCACGACAAUUAACAACUUCUUGUCCUGAAGAAUAUGGUGUGUAUGGUAGAGAUAUUGAUAAGGAGGAGAUAUUUAAGAAGUUGCAAUUAGAUAAUGCAAAUGGUGAUGAGAUAUGUGUUGUUCCUAUAGUGGGCAUGGGUGGGGUUGGUAAAACAACCCUUGCUCGGCUUGUAUAUAAUGACAACCGAGUAAAGGAGAAUUUUGAUCUCAAAGCAUGGGUUUGUGUUUCAGACACAUUUGAUAGUUUUAGAAUAGCAAAAACUGUUCUUGAAGAGAUCACUUCGUCUAACUGUGACAUUCAUAGCUUGAAUUUGUUACAAAUUAGAAUAAGAGAGAGCUUAAAGGGAAAGAAGUUUCUCCUUGUUUUAGAUGAUGUUUGGAAUGAGGAAUAUAUUGCUUGGGAUAAGUUAGUUACAAUGCUUAGAUGUGGGGCAAAAGAGAUCAAAAUCAUUAUUACAACACGUAGUGAAAAUGUUGCGACAAUUGUGCAGCCUAUUUCAAUUCAUCAUCUAAUGCAAUUGUCUGAUGAAGAAUGCUGGUUGUUAUUUGCAAAGCAUGCAUUUAAGAAUGGAGAAUUGAAUUUAGAUAAAGAACUAGUUGGUAGAAAAAUUGUUUGUAAGUGUAAAGGUUUGCCUUUAGCUGCAAAAGCAGUUGGGGGUAUGUUGCAAUCUAAACAAGACCUAAGAGAGUGGAAUCAUAUUUUGGAGAGUGAUAUAUGGGAUCUACCAGAAGGUGAAAGUAGUAUCCUUCCAGCUCUAAGAUUGAGCUACAACUACCUCCCAUCACAUUUGAAACGAUGCUUUACUUAUUGUUCAAUCUUUCCAAAGGAUUAUGAAUUUUCAAAGGAGGAGUUAGUCUUGUUGUGGAUGGCAGAAGAUUUAUUGUUGAAACCCAAGGGAAAUGGAAGCAUGGAAGAAAUAGGUGAACAAUACUUUGAUGAGCUAAUAUCGAGAUCAUUUUUUCAACGAUCAAAUAAUGAUGAACUAUGUUUCAUAAUGCAUGACCUUUUUAAUGACUUAGCAAAAUUUAUAUCUGGAGAAUUUUGUUUUAGGUUGGAGAUUGAUAACUCACAUGAAAUUACAAAAAAGAUGCGUCAUUUGUCAUAUUUUCCAACUAAAUUUGUUGUCCCUAAGAAAUUUAAGGAGUCUUAUGAAGCUAAGAAUUUGCGAACAUUCUUGGGACUAAAAUCGCCAUCUACGUCAAAUUUCAGGAUUAAUUUUAUAUCAACAAUGGAGAUAAAUGAUUUGUUAUGCACAUUUAAAUGUUUACGAGUAUUAUCAUUGUCUCUCUACAUAUUAAUAAAUGUGUUGCCCGAUUCUGUUGGAAAUUUGAAACACCUUCGCUAUUUGAAUCUUAAUGGCACCUUUAUCAAAGGCUUGCCUGAUUCUGUGUGUGGUUUGUAUAAUUUGCAAACCUUGUUAUUGAGAAAUUGUUGUUCCCUCGUAGAGUUGCCAACAAACAUGGGAAGACUCGUAAACUUACGUCACCUAGAUAUAAGAGGGACCCCUUUGAAAGGGAUGCCAAUGCACAUGGGUAAAUUAAGAAGUCUUCAAAAUUUAAGUGCUCUUUGUGUGGGAAAAGAAAAACAUAGUGGGAGUAGCAUUAAAGAGUUAGGAGAGCUUCCACAUCUUUCUGGAUCAUUGUGUAUAUCAAACUUGGAAAACGUUUAUCAAACAAGAGAUGCAAAGGAGGUUAAUUUGAAGGAUAAGAAGGGCUUGUCAGAGUUGAAGUUGAAAUGGGGAAGCGGUCAUGAGAACUAUGAUUCAGGACAAGAAAGAGAAGUGCUUGAGCAGUUGUGUCCUCAUACGAACUUGAAAUCUCUCUCCAUCAUAUCUUAUUACGGUGCAGAAUAUCCAAGUUGGUUAGGAGCAUGUUCAUUCUCUAAUAUGGUGUCCCUAAAGCUUGACGAUUGUAGAUACUGUUCCUCCUUGCCUCCACUUGGGCAGCUACUUGCCCUUAAGGAACUCUCAAUUGAAGGUUUGGGCAGAGUAUCAUGUGUGGAUAGUGAGUUCUACGGGGAUGGCUGUUGGGCAACUAAUAAGCCAUUCAAAUCCCUAGAAAAAUUAACAUUUAAAUGGAUGCCAGAGUGGAAGGAAUGGUUUAUAUUUGAAGGCGGAGUUUUCCCAACCCUCCGAGAGCUUCGCAUUAUCGGAUGUCCCAAGCUUACGGGAAAUCUGCCCAGUUUACUUCCUUCUUUAAGUGUAAUUGAAAUUAGAUAUUGUCCCCAGCUUGUUGCUUCACUUCCUAGUCCUUCGGCUCUUCAUGAAUUGGCCUUGAUGAAUUGUCCAGAACUGGAAUCAUUUCCUGAAGGGGGUUUGCCCUCCAAUUUACAAAUGCUUGAAAUUGUGUCGCGCGAGAAACUCUUUCUCAGACGCAUGGAGUGGGGUUUACAGAGUCUUCACUCUCUCAGAGAAAUUAUAAUUCGGUAUUACGGCAGAGAAGUGGGUUCCUUUCCGGAGGAGGCGUUGUUGCCCACUUCUCUUAUCCGCCUCGACAUUUCAUUUCCACAUCUGACAUCACUCAAUGGCAAGGGAUUUCAACACCUUACCUUGCUUAAACAGUUGGAGAUUUUGAACUGCGAUAACCUCCAGCGCUUACCAGAAGAGGGCUUUCCCGCCUCCCUUUCUAUUCUAGAUAUUUAUAAGUGCCCUUUACUAAAAAAGCGGUAUCGGAGAAAGAAUGGAAAAGAAUGGCGCAAAAUUUCUCAUGUCCCCAUCAUAAGGAUUGACCGUCUAGAGAUGCUCUGUAGGUUUUCAGACACAAAAUGUGUGAAUGUUGAGGCCUCAGACAAUAGUAUACAAAACCAAAAUGAUGCCUCAUAG